Molecule: messenger RNA, 5269 nt
Organism: Bombyx mori (domestic silkworm)
Lineage: Eukaryota; Metazoa; Arthropoda; Insecta; Lepidoptera; Bombycidae
Gene: ced-6
Product: ced-6 protein
Exons: 11
Coding region: 274-1914 (546 amino acids)
Source: RefSeq, a predicted model, not a curated record
AAACGAACUGUCGGGUCUGUUCGGACGUCACAUGUUGUAUGAACUGUGCCACAGUACACUGCGUGUAUCAUCAUCAUUAAAAUAAUAUCAAUAAUAGCUGGCCAUCCUUAGUGCAACGUCGGACGUCAGCGGAGCGCGUUGUGUUCUAACCUCAAAAACGUCUUUUGUUAAUACGUAAUUCUAUAUUUGAAUUUUUAUUGUACAAAUCUGUUUUGUCGUUUUUUUUUUUUUUAUUGUGUGCCUGUGUUUUUUGUUUCUUCGUCCUCAAUCAUAAUGAUGGCGGACGGUGAUGUUCCAUUGGUAAACAGUUAUUUAGGCAGUGAGAUUGAAUAUGGCGCGAACGGAUCGAAAAGCGGCAAAACUAACUCCAGAAUGUCGACCCUGCUCUUCUGGCAGGGUAAGGGCAAAGGGAACGGGGCACCGAACGGCCGCAACUGGAUCCACGCUCCGGACUCGCUCGUCAAGGGCCACGUCGCCUAUCUCGUUAAGUUCCUCGGCUGCACCCAAGUAGACCAGCCGAAAGGCAUCGAGGUGGUCAAAGAUGCAAUCAAGAAACUACAGUUCACACAGCAACUGAAGAAGUCCGAAGCGAAAGAUGGCGCGAAAUGCAAGAAAGUCGAAAUAACGAUAUCUGUGGACGGUGUUGCCAUACAGGAACCACGUUCGAACAAUAUAAUGUACCAGUUCCCUCUCCACCGGAUAUCGUACUGCGCGGACGAUAAAGGCGCCAAGAAAUAUUUCUCGUUCAUCGCGAAAGGUGGCAGCACCGUUAACGGGGUCAACGGCCACGACGCUGGCAACACCGAGAGGCACGAGUGCUUCGUGUUCAUUUCCACUAAACUCGCGUCCGAGAUCACGCUCACCAUCGGACAGGCCUUCGAUCUGGCCUACAGGAGAUUCUUAAACGACAACGGCAAAUACAUCGAAAUGCAGAAGCUUUCGUUGCAAAACAAAAAGCUUGAACUGCAAAUGAAAGCGUACAGGACUAGACUUCAGGAGCUGUCGAAGGUCACGUAUAAAGACGACCUCUCCGCCUACCUGGCCAGGAACAGUCUCUCCGACAUAACAGAGUUCAAGGUACCCCAGGAGUUGGAGAAGCAGCUCGCCUCGCUGACCUUAGCGAACGGCUUCAGCGCCAUGAACGGGAACAAGACCCCUGAAAUCGGCACAGACUCCACAUCAAACAACUCAACGGACACGUUCAAUUCAAGCGACAACAAUCUGCUUCUCCCCACCCCGCCGCCGACACAUAAUGGGAAGAUGAGCGCCGGUAAGGGACUCCUCGAUCUGCCAAAGAAUCCCGUCGUAGGUCCGAGACUUGAGGAGCUAAUACUCAACUCAGAUUCGGACAGCGAUUUUGAUCCUCGCGCCCACGAAUCGGACCCCGUCCUCCGCUACCCAGGUCUGACCAUGGACAGCACGGUGUCACCGGCGCCUCCGUUACUGGCGCCGCCGCCUAAGGCGUCGAAACGUCAAACGCCGCCGCACAACCCGGCGACGCCGCCGCACCAGCCGACGACGCCGCGGCGAGCGCCCGCCGCGAACCCGAGCGACCUGUUCGGCUCGGCGCCGUUCGUGCACAGCUCUACGCCCGCGCAAGCUCCGUUCGCGCCGACGCCCAACUACAACAUAAGCGACUUCAACCUCCAAACAUCGGUGUUCACGGCGAACCUCACCGGCUACGAUCCGUUCGAAGCUCAGAAGACGGGCGCGAACAUAUUCGGGAACGAUUACGCGAACGCGUUCGCCGGCUUCGGGAAUCUGAGCGACAAACAGACGGUCGAAUUGAACAGCAGCUUCAACGGGUUCCUAGAUAAGACCAUAUCGGAGAUGAAGGACGGAUUCACGAGGGGCAUAACGUUCGGAAACGACGAUUUCUCAAUAGACAAUCUCGAUCCUUUAAAGAAAAAUUAAAAGAACGAUAAAUAAUAUAUAAUUUAAAUUAAAAAAACGAAAACACAAAAAUAAUUUAAUAAAAUGCGAUGUUAGGAAUGUAUUUGAAAAGACAUAGGGAACAUAUCUAAAAUGCCUAUGUUUUUUUGUUAAAUAAUUUGCUUGACGAUUUUAGCAAGCCUACUGCGCGUUAAUAUUUAUAUUAAAUCGAUGGUCCCUGUAUGAAUAAAAGCAUGAAACAAGUUUUGAUAUUGAACACAAAAAAUAUAGCUUGGACGUUUAUGCGUAUGUCAAAUUUCAUAAUUUAAUGCAACAUAAAAAAAAAACAAUCGACUUUGAUUUAUGAUUUAUAUAGAUAUAAUUUGAGAGACAUGAGAGUUUGAAAGUGUCCUCUACUAAAGGCAUCUUAUUCACAUUAAGCUCAUAAAUACUUAACAUAUUUACAUUAACAUAAAAAAUACAUAUAUAACACAAUUUACUUUCGUUUUGAGCCGUUUCCUAUAGUUCUGUGUUGCUAAUUUUUUAAUAAUAUAAAUAAAGUCUACACAAAUCAUUAAUACACGAAAUACACUAAUUUGAAUUUUAGUGAGUGGAACCCUACUUCAUUUUAAUAAAACUUCAAAUUAAUGAAACGUCACGAGAAUGUUGACGUAUUUAGAGCAAGCCCUUGAAUGAUAAUCUGUACAGCCUUAACUGAAGUCAAAUUUACCACAACUCCUGUAAUUGUUUUUCGCUAGGUCAUAUUAUGUGAAGAGGUUCUAAAAUAGAAAAAAAGAAAUUGAGGUUUAGUUAACGAAGCUUACGGAUUAAUUUUGAUAGGGAGAACAGUGCAGCCAUGAUGUUUUUUUUUUCUUCUUUUAAACAGUUAACGCUUUCAUUGUUGUCUGUAUCUUGAAUUAUGUGUUUAAAUUUCAUUCGCACAUUAACGUUAAAGUCAAAUUUGUAUUAAACGUGUAAUAUCCAGCCAGAAAUAAUAACAAUAUUUAUAUUGACACACUCCAGGGACCGUCGAAAAAACUAUGCAAAACUAAUAAAAGAAACAAUGUAUUUUUAGUUAGAUAACUAGUUUUUAAACUAAAUUAUGUGCGAACGCAUCGUUAUAGUGUUGCCAUCGCUAUUGGUCACGAAUAUUUGUGCGUCAGUGAUAGUAGAAUUUAUUAGAAAUUUCUUAAAGCGUUGCGUCGAGUAGAUGUAGCUUUGUGAGCUAAAAAGUGAGUCCGUUGCGAGGAAGCUUUACUCUAGUUGUCAAUUAGGUUCGUUCUGAAUUGAAUGUACCGUUGUCACGCUCAAACAUGCUCAAGCUCAACAAAUAUUAGUGACAUCUGGGUAAUGAAUCAUCAGAUCCUUUGUCUUGAGCAUAAGAUCUGUCAAGUCAAAGUUGCUGUCAUCUGUAACAUAAUUUGACAGUAAUAAAUUGUCACAAAAAUCCUCAUUUUAAAUGAUUCACUUUUAUUAGUUCCAAACGCUCUCAUCUCCUUCCUCAAUGUGUUCUCAUCUAGAGAUAUAUUUUUGUAAACGUUAUAUUAUUCUAUAAUAUUAAUCGUGAAUAAAACAAAACUUAUACAUAUAGAUGAAUCUCGAAAUAUUAUGAAUUAUGACUUAAUAAAUAAAUCUGAGCUAAAAAUUAAUGCUAAAUAUGAAUAUUACAACAAAAAGUAUUAGAAUAUAUUUGAGUCAUUAGUGUCAUUAGAGACAGCACUAAAAGUUAUAUCUAUAUCAUCAUAUAUACAUUAUACAUAUAUUAUAAAUUAAACAGGAUAAGCCAUAUAGAUAUAUUAUAUUAUAUAAAUAAACUAUGUCCCAGUGUUUUUAGUUUACUAAUUAAAAAAUAUACAUAUCACCAUGAUCUAAAGACAUCUAAUCCCAAUCUAACUUAUGAAACAAUUUAAAAAAUAAUUUUGCUGUCUUUGUUAUUAAUUGACUCAAAUCUUUUAAAACUUGGGUAAUCUCUUUUAAGACUUGUUAAAAUUCAUUUUAGAUCUUUAAAAUGGAUUAAAAUUUUAAAAUGCUCAAUGUCAUUCCACUAAGUGCCUUUAAAGAUAAUGAAUUGAAUUUAAAAUUAAUAUGUGAUUAUGAUGUUUAUAAAACUUAUUUCACCAGUAGUUUUUUUUUUUAAGAAAAACGAAAAUGUGUGUUUUGUUUAAAGUAUUCUAACAAUAAAGUUUAGGACCAAAAUUGUUAUGAAUUAAAAUUAAAUUUGAAGUGAGCCUCCUUAUGUUCUGUGAUAAUUCUCUUCAAGUUGGGGGUCUUCAAAUUGUAUAUUUUCUAUUUAAAAAAUAUAAUUGUAAAAAUCCAGAGUGCGACUGAAGUAUUUGAACGGAAGAAAAAAAACCUUGUAAAUAAACAGCCAUUUUGGUAUUGCUAAUUUUUUUUUUCAAUAAGCCUAUGAUGUCAUAGGCAUUGCAUUCGAAAUUUAAAAUUUAGUAAAUUAAACUAACUAUUUUAGAUGCCACUCAUAAUAUCUUAAUAAUUUAAAAAUACCAAAUAAUUACAGUUAACUGUAUACAUUGGAUAAACUGAGUCAUUAUCUCUUUCAUCAACGAAACACUGAUAGGAAUCACAAACUAGCAAACAUUGACAGCCAUAAUUCCUAACACUGCUUAAAAAGUUUUUUUUAGGAUUUAAUAGUCGGUAAUGAGACCUUAAAGCCAAAAAGAAUGAAACAGCAAUACCAAAAGGCGAAUUACUAACAUAAUAUUAAAACUGUAACAAGAGGAAGACAUUGUAGCUGUAAGUUUAAAUACAUUCCGUGAAUAUUAAGUAUUUUAAAAUAAUAACUUUAUUUUUGGAGAAUCGUAUUUGAUACGGACAAAGAUUAAAAUAAAUAUUUAAAACAAAACUCAUUAUUAGUAUUAUAAAUUCAUUAGUAAUUUAGUUUUGAAUUGUACAAGGAAAUGACUACAAUUUCGACUCUUUACUAAAGCCAGACUCUAACCACUCAUCAUCAAAUGAGCUGUAAACUUGUCUGCAUUUGAAGUCAAAACAAAAAUACCGUAUGUUCCUGUACAAAAUUCUUCUUUAAAUUUUCUAAUCCAAGAAAUUGAAAUCUAGGAAGACAACUAAAUUUUUUUUAUUUACAUUUUUGAACCAUCGUGUUCAAACCUUUGAACAUUUUUGGAUGCAAAGUAGAUCCGAAUUAAAAACUCUUAGGUCUCCUGUCGCUUUUUUAAUUUUUGUCCGGGUCAAAACGAUUUUAUAUUAAUGAUAUUAUUAAAAUAAGUUUUAUAUUCUAAGUACCUAUCAUAAACUACUGUUGUAUGGUGUUUUAUAUUAGUGGAAUAUUAUUGUUUUUAUUAUUGUAUACACUAAUGUUACUAUAAGGCCAAAUGAUAUACAUAAUUGUGUAUUUUCAAUAAUAAAUUUAUGUUUAUAAAAA